UCCCUUCCCUUCCCUUCCCUUCCCUCCCGGCGGGCUCUUUGGGUGAAGGGAUCCAGCCUUGUCCCCCCUCCUCGGCAGAGGGACACGCGUGAGGUGGUGGCCAUCAAAUGUGUCAACAAGAGGAGCCUGAACCGGGCAUCGGUGGAGAAUCUGCUGACAGAGAUCGAGAUCCUCAAGACCAUCCGCCAUCCCAACAUUGUGGAGCUCAAGGACUUCCAGUGGGACGGUGACCACAUCUACCUGAUCAUGGAGUUCUGCGCCGGGGGGGACCUGUCCCGCUUCAUCCGCACGCGCCGCGCGCUCCCCGAGACGGUGGCGCGCGUCUUCCUGCAGCAGCUCGCCUGCGCCCUGAAGUUCCUCCACGACCGCAACAUCUCCCACCUGGACCUGAAGCCGCAGAACAUCCUCCUGAGCGCCCCGGAGAGCCCCCAGCUGAAGCUGGCAGAUUUCGGCUUUGCUCAGUACAUGUCCCCGUGGGACGAGAAGCACGUGCUGCGUGGCUCCCCGCUCUACAUGGCCCCCGAGAUGGUGUGUCGGCAGCACUACGACGCCCGCGCCGACCUGUGGUCGGUGGGCGUCAUCCUUUACGAAGCACUUUUUGGGAAGCCGCCCUUCGCUUCCCGCUCCUUCGCCGAGCUGGAGGAGAAGAUCCGCAGCGACCGGGCUGUGGAGCUUCCCAGCUGGCCCCAGCUCUCUCUGGAAUGCCGGGAUCUCUUGGCACAGCUGCUGGAGAGGGACCCUCGGAAGCGCAUCUCCUUCGAGUGCUUCUUCGCCCACCCCUUUGUGGACAUGGAGCACAUCCCCGGCCCCGAGAGCCUGGGCAAGGCGACCGACCUGGUGGUGGAGGCGGUGAGGAAGGACCAGGAGGGAGACGCCAAAGCUGCCUUCUCCCUCUACCGCAAAGCCCUGGAGUAUUUCGUGCCAGCACUGCACUAUGAAAGCGACGCGCGGCGCAAAGAAGCCAUCCGGGCCAAGGUGAGGCAGUACAUCUCCCGAGCAGAGGAGCUGAAGGUGCUGGUCACCUCCAGCAACAAGAACCUCCUGGAGAAAGGAAACCCGGCCAGAGAGCUCCUUAAAGAGAUGGCCAAGGACAAGCCUCGGCUCUGCGCCGCGCUGGAAGUGGCUUCAGCUGCCAUCGCCAAGGAGGAGGAAGGCAGGGAUGACAGUGACGCCCUGGAGCUGUACCAGCAGAGCUUGGGGGAGCUGCUGCUGCUCCUGGCCGCGGAGCCGGCGGGGCGGCGGCGGGAGCUGCUCCACGCCGAGAUCCAGACCCUGAUGGCCCGAGCCGAGUACCUGAAGGAUCAGAUCAAGAUGCGGGAGGCACAAUCCAUGGGCAAAGAGGCGCUGGCAGAGUCCGUCCGGAGCGCCUGUACCUUGCAGUGACUCCCGGGAGCCGCCCCGCGGGACGCCGCUCGCUGCCCUGCCUGGAGCCGCCGGCGCUGAGACCUGAGACGAGGCUUCUGUCCCCCCCCCCUGCGGGGGUGACAC
Molecule: messenger RNA, 1488 nt
Organism: Ficedula albicollis (Collared flycatcher)
Lineage: Eukaryota; Metazoa; Chordata; Aves; Passeriformes; Muscicapidae
Gene: ULK3
Product: unc-51 like kinase 3
Exons: 15
Biological process (GO): autophagy; peptidyl-serine phosphorylation; protein autophosphorylation
Cellular component (GO): cytoplasm; autophagosome
Molecular function (GO): protein serine/threonine kinase activity; ATP binding
Source: RefSeq, a predicted model, not a curated record